UGAAGACUGUCAUCAACUAAACCUGUGCGAGAUGAAUAAGUGCGGAAAAUUCAUUUCUUUCAACCCAUUCUUGAUCUAGUCNCCACAGUUAACGAGCGUGGUAAUGCAGACUGUCAUCAACUAAACCUGUGCGAAAUGAAUAAGUGCGGAAAAUUCGUUUCUUUCAACCCAUUCUUGGUCUAGUCGGAUUUUCAAGCCCUUCACUCCGGAUGCACACUGCUAUUGUCUUGGUGCUCGGAUGAACCAAUGAUAGUCUCCUCCCGGUCUUAGCCCAAUCAAGUUCAUUUUCAGCCUGGCAGAAGAAAUUUCCAGAAGGAUUAAUACUUACUCAGGCCAAUAAAAAAAUAAUGGCCCAUAAUUUUGGACAACAUGACGACUUGGGUGAGAUGCAACCAUUCUCUGUCACCGGAGUUGGCCGAUCGACUGCGAAACCACCGACGGCGCCAAAUGGAACUGCACACAAAAAGUCCAAAAGUACUCCAAAAUCCAAUACAGCAUUCGCUCCGUCAAAUGAUAUCAGUGGUGGAUCGGGAGAGGAACGUUUUGAUGCCCGCUUCAAGGUGUUAUUACUCGGAAAUUCGGGCGUUGGAAAAACCUCCAUUCUCAGAACUCUAAUGGGAGAGAAGUUUAAUCCUGGGACGAUUUCCACAAUCGGCAUUGACCUCGCCAAAAAACUGUUUAUCGUCGAAAACCACCGAAUUCAGCUAGAGAUUUGGGACACAGCCGGUCAAGAGCAAUAUCAUUCCAUUGUCGCAUUUCAUUUUCGGGGCGCCAAGGCCUUCAUUGUCAUGUAUGACGUGACGCAACCGAAGACUUUCGAACAAAUUCGGAAAUACUGGCUGCGAUCAGUCGACGAUUACAUGGACGAGCCUAUACCGGUGUUUUUCGCUGCGAACAAGGCCGAUUUGGAAUCCAGUCGCGUGAUUAGCACACAAGACGGUGAAAAGUUAGCCUCCCAGCAAUGUGCUCAUGGGUUUUUCGAGACAAGUGCGAAAACCGGAUUGAAUGUUCAGAAUCUGUUCCAACGGGUCGCUGAAUCCAUGGUGUCCACAUGGGGUGCGCCCAAGGUCCGGAUCGCGUCUGCUAACUUGAGACACCUAUGGCGUCAGAGUGGUGUAUCCCUGAAUCUCAAGGGAUGUGUGUAUCAAGCUACAGUGUGGGCUGUUUUGCUGUAUGCCUGUGAGACUUUGCCUGUUGGAGCAGCGCAACUGAGACGUCUUCAGGUGUUCGACAAUCGUUGUCUCAGAACCAUAACUCAUGUGGAUUGGUGUCGGCGGCUCCUUAACGAGGCUAUUGGAAAGCGCGUUUUCCGUCGUGCAACGGGUACUUCGAUUGAAGAAUGUGUUCAGCACCAGAAGGAGCGCUGGUUGGGACAUGUGUUGUGUAGGCCGGACUAUCGUUUGCCGAAGAGAGUGCUGUUUCCCAUACCCAAUUCAGAGUGGCGUAAACAGAGAGGUGGCCAACCCUUGACUAGGCAGCGGAGAAUAAUGGAGAUUACGAAACGCUUGAGUGCUGUCAGUGCUACUCGCCUUCUAGGCUGGGAACCGUAA
Messenger RNA from Opisthorchis viverrini, 1550 nucleotides. RefSeq lists its product as hypothetical. Gene Ontology annotation, molecular function: GTP binding; GTPase activity. The record is from RefSeq and is a predicted model, not a curated record. Bases 348 to 1550 code for a protein of 400 amino acids. Lineage: Eukaryota; Metazoa; Platyhelminthes; Trematoda; Opisthorchiida; Opisthorchiidae. The transcript is spliced from 8 exons.